Messenger RNA from Cimex lectularius (bed bug), 2882 nucleotides. RefSeq names its product vam6/Vps39-like protein (gene Vps39). Gene Ontology annotation, biological process: intracellular protein transport; autophagy; endosomal vesicle fusion. The coding region runs from base 116 to 2659 and encodes 847 amino acids. NCBI's taxonomy places the organism in Eukaryota, Metazoa, Arthropoda, Insecta, Hemiptera, Cimicidae. The transcript is spliced from 15 exons. Gene Ontology annotation, cellular component: cytoplasm; membrane. The record is from RefSeq and is a predicted model, not a curated record.
UGGAAGCAGUCGAGAGGUUGAGUUAUCACCUUAGGAGUUUUGUUGUAUUUUUAUUUAUAUCACUGUUAUCAGCUGUCAACUUCUCUGCUGGCUGCUGUGCAGUUUUCCGAAAAGAAUGGCUGAGAAUGAGGCACACACGGCUUACGUCGCCUAUCCUCUGCCCAAGAUCACCGCUCAAAUCGAGUGCAUGGAUGCGUUCGAUGACAAAUUACUUAUUGGGACAAAGCAAGGGCAUCUCUUGUUCUACACCAUUACUCAUGGCUUAAAUCCAAAAGGAGAGCUCAUCCGUUACUGUAAGACAUUCAGUAAAAAACCAAUAUCUCAAAUUGCUGCGGUCGGGGAGUUUGGCAUUGUGAUAAAACUUUCUGACAAUAUUGUCAGUAUACACGACCUGAGCGCAACUGACUUUGCUCCCAUCAAAACACUCAAUAAAACCAAAUGUGCUACACUUUUUGCUCUAGAUAUACAGCGGAAUCUGUCGUUAACUGGAGAAAAGUCAGUGACAGUAAGACUUUGUGUUGUAGUAAAAAGAAAACUGCAAUUUUAUUAUUGGAAAAACAGAGAGUUUAUGGAUCUAACUUCAGAUUUUGUUUUAAAUGAAGUGCCAAGAGCACUUGCUUGGACGAAAGAGCGAAUUUGUAUAGGAACCAAAGCAGGCUAUUCAUUUAUUAAACUGCCAGACACGAUAAAAGAAUCAUGCAGUAUGACAGGAAAACAGUCAGAACCUCUCAUAACAAAAAUAAGACACAACGACGAAGAUUUCUUUUCCCUAGGAAUUGAAAUGAAAAGUGCUUUCGUGAGUAGCACUAAUGAUGAAAUUAUGAGCACUGCAGUCCGCUGGUCUGAUAUACCCUUGAAUGUCGGUUAUGAUGAGCCGUACAUGAUAGGUGUGCUACCAAACCAUGUUGAAAUACGAUGUUGGAACAUAGAUGACUACGUUGAAAUCAAACCACUUGAUAUAAGUUCCAAGCUGAUCUGCACAGCCAGCCCUGGCAUCGUCUACCUUGCUUGCAACGAUCAAAUAUGGAUACUCCAGGCAGAGCCUUACCACAAGCAGAUCAAGCUCUUGCUCAAUAACAAAAAAUUUGAACUCGCCCUCAAGUUAGCUAAUAUUACAAAUGAUACAAAAACUGAAAAAGAAGAAAAUAUACGCUCAAUAAGGUCACUUUAUGCCAAAGAUUUGUUUCAUAACAAAAAAUACAAAAAAUCAAUGGAUGAAUUUUUAAAAUUAGAAACAGAUCCCUAUGAAGUCAUUAAAUUAUUUCCUGAACUGGUGCAGACUGGAGACUCACCCUCUGAAGAACAACCAGAGAGAGAUCCACAGAUUUACUACGCACUGACUGAAUACUUAACUGCUGUUAGAGGAAAAAAAGAGACAGGAAACCCUGAUCAACACCAAAGCCUGAUGCAAAUCAUCGAUACGACAUUGUUAAAGUGUUACUUACAGACUCAAGAUGCAAUUGUUGCACCACUCCUUAGGCGAAAUUAUUGCAAUUUAGAAGAGGCUGAGAGGGUGUUAAAGAAGCACGAGAAAUACCGUGAACUUGAGAUUCUCUAUAAAACAAAAGGUCUUCAUGAAAAGGCCUUACAACUUUUGAAAACACAGGCCGACAUCGAGGAUUCACCUCUGAGAGGUUUGGAGCCGACUGUCACAUACCUUCAAAAUUUAGGUAAGGACCAUAUAGAGCUAAUUUUUGAGUUUGCAAGCUGGGUGUUGGAGGUUAAUCCAGAAGAAGGUCUCAAGAUAUUUACUGAAGACACCCCUGAGGUUGAAGCACUUCCAAGGCCAAAAGUUCUGGAUUAUUUAUUGAAGACGAGUAAACAUAACCUCAUCAUAUCGUAUAUUGAACAUGCGAUUUACACUUGGAAAGAAACACUCCAUAUAUUUCACAACGCUCUUAUUCACCAGUACCGAGAGCGUAUAAUGACCCUUGGCGAAAGUGAUCCUCUUGUCAAAUCCUACAAACAGAAAUUAAUAAAAUUUAUGGAAUUUUCCCAGCAUUAUGAGCCAUCCAGUGUGCUUCUUAUGUUUCCGACAAACGGAAUGUUCGAGGAGAGGGCUUUAUUAAAUGGAAAAAUGAACAAACACGAUAUUGCACUUGGGAUAUACAUUCUUGUCAUAGGUGAUUAUAAAAGAGCCCUUCAAUAUUGUGAAAAAGUCUACAGCGAACAGCGACCAGGAUAUGAAAAAGUUUACAUUGAAGUUUUGAAACUGCUUUUACAUCCACCUGACUCGAUACCGGGGAUCGACCCAUCCUCCAUUAAGAGCAGUGAUGUAUCAGACAACCUUGAUUUUGCGCUCACGCUCCUUGAGGCUCACCCGACCGAAGUGGCCCCGUCCGAAGCAAUCCACCACCUGCCAGAUGACCUUCCUCUGAGCAAGCUUAAAAAAUUCUUAAUGUCGAGUAUGAGUGACAUCAUUAAAAAAAGGAGUAAUGCUCAGCAGCUUCGAGGCUUAUUAAAUGCUUUCAGGCUUCAGAUUAGGAAAGAAAAACUAGAGUAUGAGUCCCAAAGAAUUGUUGUCACAGAUGUCAUGGUGUGCCCAGUGUGCAAAAAACGUUUUGGAAAUCAAAGUGCAUUCGUGAGAUACCCCAAUGGUCAAAUUGUUCAUUAUUCCUGCCAGGACAAAAUGACGGACACUUUACAAGCUAUGGCUUAAAAUCAAAACAUUCUUAAAUAUUGAAGAAUUUAAUAUAACAUAUUUCAUUCCUAUCUUUACUGUUAACAUUGUUUUGUACUGUAUAAAUCAUUUAUAGGAAAAAUAAUAAAAUCAAUAAUUUAUUGAACAUGUCUUACCUUAGUAUAAUCAAUUUCAAUUGAUAUGAUUAUAACUAUAAUAUACAUGUAUUCAAAAUUCCAUUGUUAUUCUAAUUGUAAUUUAA